This is a messenger RNA of Sciurus carolinensis (gray squirrel), 2467 nucleotides long. RefSeq names its product arrestin domain containing 2 (gene Arrdc2). The transcript has 8 exons. Gene Ontology annotation, cellular component: plasma membrane; cytoplasm. Bases 252 to 1472 code for a protein of 406 amino acids. Gene Ontology annotation, biological process: protein transport. NCBI's taxonomy places the organism in Eukaryota, Metazoa, Chordata, Mammalia, Rodentia, Sciuridae. The record is from RefSeq and is a predicted model, not a curated record.
CCACGCCCCUCACCGCGCUAUUGGUGGAUCCCCUUCCGGGGGGAGAGGCUUGCAUCUCAGGCCCCACCUCCGCCCUGCCGUAUAAAAGCGGCGCCGCCGAGAAGGACGCGGGGUUUCUGGCCGGAUCGGCGACUGCGCGUGCGUGCGCGGGGAGAGUUUGCGUCUUCAGGCUGCAGCGUCCUUAGCUCGCGUUCCGCGUCGCGGGUUCGAGGCCAGGGUCUGCGCGUGGUGGGUUCGCGCCCCGGGGCGUGAUGCUGUUUGACAAGGUGAAGGCGUUCGCGGUGCAGCUGGACGGCGCGACCGCUGGCGUUGAGCCCGUGUUCAGCGGCGGCCAGGUCGUGGUGGGCCGGGUGCUACUGGAGCUAGCGGGCGCGGCGCGCGUGGGCACCCUGAAGCUGCGCGCGCGAGGCCGCGCACACGUGCACUGGACCGAGUCUCGCAGCGCGGGCUCGAGCACCGCGUACACGCAGAGCUACAGCGAGCGCGUGGAGGUCGUGAGCCACCGUGCCACGCUGCUCCCUCCAGACACUGGCGAGCCCACGACCCUGCCUGCCGGGCAUCACGAGUUCCCGUUCAGCUUCCAGCUGCCUCUGACCCUGGUGACAUCCUUUGAGGGAAAACAUGGCAGCGUCCGCUACUGCAUCAAGGCCACCCUGCACCGACCCUGGGUCCCAGCACGUCGGACCAGGAAGGUGUUCACUGUCAUUGAGCCAGUGGACAUCAAUACACCGGCCCUGUUGGCGCCUCAAGCAGGAGCCCGGGAAAAGGUCGCCCGAUCCUGGUACUGUAACCGUGGCCUGGUCUCCCUCUCUGCCAAGAUUGACCGCAAGGGCUACACGCCAGGAGAGGUGAUCCCCAUCUUCGCCGAGAUCGACAACGGCUCCACGCGACCGGUGCUGCCGCGGGCAGCCGUGGUGCAGACGCAGACAUUCAUGGCCAGAGGCGCCCAGAAGCAGAAGCGAGCUGUGGUGGCCAGUCUGGCGGGCGAACCCGUGGGCCCAGGGCGGCGGGCGCUGUGGCAGGGCCGGGCGCUGCGGAUCCCCCCGGUGGGGCCCUCCAUCUUCCACUGCCGCGUGCUCCACGUGGGCUACUCGCUCAAGGUUUGCGUGGACAUCCCGGGCACAUCCAAGCUGCUCUUGGAGCUGCCACUGGUCAUUGGCACCGUCCCCCUGCACCCUUUCGGCAGCCGUUCGUCCAGCGUGGGCAGCCACGCCAGCUUCCUGCUGGACUGGGGGCUGGGAGCCCUGCCCGAGCACCCUGAGGCCCCUCCUGACUACUCAGAGGUGGUCACAGAAGAGGUGGCAGUCGCUUCACAGAGCCCCUUCCCACUGCUGCCAGACCCCAGGAUGAGUCUGGAAGGGCCCUACUUCGCCUACAUCCAGGAGUUCCGCUACCGCCCGCCACCCCUAUACUCCGAGGAGGAUCCAAAUCCACCUUCAGAGGCCAUGAGGCCACGCUGCAUGACCUGCUGAGUGGCAAAAAGGACACCUGGAGGGGCGAAGUUGCUUAGGAACCUCCAGCCACCAUGGCCACGGGGACGGCUGGGCCCACGGCCCAGCAGCCUGACGUCGAGGAAACUGAGUCUUGGAGGCUGUGCCACUGUCACAGGACUGAGGAAGAGCCAGGAUGGAAUCUGGCAUCUCCGGACUAGCUGUCCCCAAGCAUCAGGUGCCCGGCACCGGGCCCAGGAAACCAUUCGCCCGUGUGUGUGCCCGACCUGUGGGUGGCGCUGGGUCCCCCAGGAGCCUCCAGUCUGAGGGAGGCAGAGCCAGACAGACACGUCCAGUCUUGUGAAGUCAUCGGGGACCCAGGGCUGGGGCAGGCCAAGGAGGCUUCCCGGAGGAAAGGCCAGUUUAGUGGCGGCCCCGGCCUGGAAUGGAGCUCCGCGGCCGAGAAGCCAGGGGGAGGCCGGAGCUGAGGGGUGUCAGGAGCCCCCCGCCUUCACCUUUAGAAUUGAGGGCUCAGAGGAGAGGUGUCCUCAUUGCCCGUGGGGUCCGGCCGGCAAGGGGGCCCAGGAGCAAAGCAUUCAGGAGAGCAGGUCCCUGGCGCGGCCAGGGCAGCCCCGUCUGAAGACGCAGAAGCAGAGAUCCCUGCGGCCUGUCUGCAGACAAGUGUCCCGGGACACAGGGGCCCGUGAUCUGUGGCCCAGGGAACCCAGGUUCAGGGAGGGGCAGGCACCACCAGCCACGCGACUUAGAAAAUGUGAACGUGGGGCCCUUGUUCAAGGAUGAUUUAGAAUUUCAAGACUGACAACAGCAUUAAACCGGGUCCCAAGGACUCGUCAGCCUAGAGGGACAUAUCGGGACCAUUGUGCUUCAAGAGCCCCCCCUCAAGAGAAAAGAGGACAGGGGCAGCCGGACCAGCCCCAGCUGCAGAGCCCCAGGCCUGGGCUCUGCAUUUCUGACAGGCCUUAAAAUCAUCCUCUUUUAUACAAUUAUUUUUUAUCAAAUAAAAGCGUGGAGGAAGA